Rhipicephalus microplus (southern cattle tick) is the source of this 870-nucleotide messenger RNA. RefSeq lists its product as uncharacterized. NCBI's taxonomy places the organism in Eukaryota, Metazoa, Arthropoda, Arachnida, Ixodida, Ixodidae. The record is from RefSeq and is a predicted model, not a curated record.
AUGAGACCCGUGCCGGAGCAUGCGUGGUUUAGAGUAGGUGUCGACAUUUUUCACUACGCCGGCGAAGCAUUCCUGUGUGCGUAUGACUCGCUAUCCAAUUUUCCAGAGGUAGAGCCUCUGUACGACACAUUGCCUGCUACAGUUAUUGAAAAGCUAAGCUCGAUAUUUGCACGAUACGGAAUACCGGCGGAAGUGUGCACCGACAACGGGCCGCAGUUUGCUAGCCGAGAAUUUGCAGCAUUCUCAAGAAAGUUUGACUUCAAGCAUACCACAUCGAGUCUUUUGUUUCCGCGAUCAAACGGUCUGGCCGAGAAAGGAGUACAAAUAGUGAAGAGAAUUCUGAAAAAGACGAAGGAAGGACACAAUGAUUUCUGGUUGGGACUUUUGAAUUACAGGGCCAGCCCAUUGGACGACGGCCGGUCCCCAGGACAGCUGCUUCAAGGUCGGCGGCUACGCACGCCCCUGCCCGAUUUCAACGAGGUCCCACACAUGGCCGUACAGAAACACAGCUGUGCACGCCGAAUGGGUCAUCCACUCAAGCCAUUGGCUGAAGGGCAAGUCACCCGCAUACGUGGUAAGAACUGGGCAACAAAGGCCAAGGUGGUCAGCAUGACGCGACCGAGGUCGUACCACGUCGUCACGGAAGACGGCAACGUUUUUCGGCGUAAUCGACAGCACCUGCUCGCAACUACUGAGCCCUUCCACCCCUCCGCCGAAGACUUGGCCGAUGAGAACGCCGAUGCACCGAUAGAGCAAGCUCCACCUCUGGUCCCGCGUUCGGAGGAGCCGCAAGUGCCCAGAAGAUCGACCCGAGAUAGGAGAGCACCCCGUCGACUAGGCUACGAUGACAAUUUUGUGCGAAUUCCGUAG